Messenger RNA from Blepharisma stoltei, 267 nucleotides. Lineage: Eukaryota; Ciliophora; Heterotrichea; Heterotrichida; Blepharismidae. The record is from the annotation of a GenBank genome assembly.
AUGCAAGGGAUGUGGGCACUUUGAAAAGGGUUGUCAGGAUGUGAAAGACAUGAGGCAGAUCAAGGAGAGCAUAGGCAGAGAAGCAGAGGUGGUAGAGAGGCAAAGAUUCAUGAGUACACAGGUCUAUUACUGCCAAGCAUUAAUAAAGCCUGAUAUCAUCAUAACAAGUAUUGAUUGUACAAGACAGAUUAUAACUAUGCAAUAUCAGAGAGGGGUAAUGACAUCAAGAGAGGAGGCUGAACUUGAAGUAGCAGAAGGUGAGAGUAA